Messenger RNA from Bipolaris oryzae ATCC 44560, 189 nucleotides. RefSeq lists its product as uncharacterized. Bases 1 to 189 code for a protein of 62 amino acids. The record is from RefSeq and is a predicted model, not a curated record. The transcript is spliced from 3 exons. NCBI's taxonomy places the organism in Eukaryota, Fungi, Ascomycota, Dothideomycetes, Pleosporales, Pleosporaceae.
AUGAAGUACUUCACUCUCGCUAUGAUUACUACGCUAGUUGCUUUUGCGACUGCGCACCCUGCGACUCAAGGUAGUGGGCAGCCGGUCUUCGCUUGUAGCAGGAUUUGUGCUGGGUCUACGUUAACGUGCCCUAAAGGUCAAUUCGUCCAAAAGACUGGUGACUGCUACACUUGCUGCCAAAAAUCGUAG